Molecule: messenger RNA, 444 nt
Organism: Lodderomyces oxycetoniae
Lineage: Eukaryota; Fungi; Ascomycota; Pichiomycetes; Serinales; Debaryomycetaceae
Gene: PGA53
Product: Pga53p
Exons: 1
Coding region: 1-444 (147 amino acids)
Source: RefSeq, a predicted model, not a curated record
AUGAAAUUCACUACUGUAUUAGCACUUGCUUCAGCCGUUUCAGCUUUACGCUUGGACCAAAUUAGAUUAAGCAAUGAAGAUGAAUUGAUUAUCCAAGAUACUCAAUACAAUCAACCAAUUGUUGUCAAUUUUCAAGCGGUAAAUGAACAAGAAGAUGUUGAUGCAGAGGAUAAGAAGGAUAAGAAGACCACUUCCACUACCACUUCUUCUUCUUCUUCUUCUUCUUCUGUUACCACUACCUCAAAGUCAUCUCAUUCUACUUCAACUACUCACUAUGUAUCAUUAUCUACCUCGAAAACUACUUACACCACAACAAAGAAACACUCAACCUCUACUGCUACAAAGACAUCAACCUAUUCAAUUACUAAGACCGGUGGUGCUGAUGCAGUUGUCGCUGCUAAUGUUGGUGGUCCAUUGUUGUUUGCUUUAGGUUUAUUAUUGUAG